AUGAAAUACGAAGAAUAUUUACUGAUCCACAGAUUCUUCGGCGUCGCCGGCAUCACCAGAUACACCGCUUGCGACGCGCAAAUGCGAUCACAUCUGAGUACGGAAGCGGAAAUCCAUCACCUACAACUCUGUAUAGCACAUACAAUCCGAACCUGGAUGACUCAGAAUCGGAUUCGUGGACCGCCGAGUAUGAGCGAUCACAACAUAUCAAGCUUCCUAAUUGAGGUAAUUUCUGUUGACCUCAUGACGUUCGAUGAUAAGAACAGUCCUAUUUUAUCAUUCUCCGUUUUGGACUCCAGGAAGGCGCAACCUUGUACUUAUUCGUAG
This is a messenger RNA of Gongylonema pulchrum, 327 nucleotides long. The record is from the annotation of a GenBank genome assembly. NCBI's taxonomy places the organism in Eukaryota, Metazoa, Nematoda, Chromadorea, Rhabditida, Gongylonematidae.